AGUGUGUGCGUGUGUGUUUGAGAGAGAGAGGGUGGUCGAGAGAGGUUGAAACGGAGCUCUCCGCCUGGAAAACAGCAUCUCUCCCUCCACUCUGCUCCUCCCCUCUUCUUCCAUCUCGGCAUCUCUCUCCCACGCUCCAGAGCUCAGCCUUCAGCUCCCCGGACCCUCCCUAAUAAUUCUCCCGAGCUGAGGUGGGCGUGCAGAGCCUCUGACCCUCUCUCUCUCGCCCACUCUCUUUCUCCGUCUCUCUCUCCCUCUCCUCAACGCAGCUACAAGGGGACCAUGGAUGGACUGCGUUUACCUCCACUCAUCGAGGAGGCUGUGGACUCUACAGGACAUCCCCUUUGCUAAUCUACGCUGUGCCCUCUUUCCCUCAGAUGACCCCUGCGAUCUAAAAGCAGAGAUCAGCCCCACCAUGGACAACGAGAUAACAGCCAAGGAGAGAGGCGUCCUGGAGGAGAACAACGAGAAGGAGGAGAUGGACCAGGAGAGGGACCGGGAGGAGGAGGGGGAGGAGAAGAAGCAGAGGGAUGAGGAGGAGGAGGGCGAGGACAACGGCAGGAAGGAGCAGGAGCCGCUGACGGAGGAAGAGGAGCUGGAGGAGCUGAGGGCCCAAGUGCUGCAGCUGCUGCUGGAGCUGGAUGACGCCAGGGAGACGUCCAACAAACACCAGGAGACCUUCAAUGAGCUGCAAGGUCUGUUGGAAGAUGAGCGUCUGGCCAGUGCCCAUCAGGCCGAAGCCUUCACUCGCCAGAUCCAGAAUCUACAAGCCCAGCUGCGUUCAGUACAGGAGGAGAUGGACAGCCUGGAGGAGGAGAAGGAGAGCGAGCUAGCCGAGGCCCAUGAGGAGCUGCGCGUGGCUCAGGAGGAGGUGAUCCUCCUGCAACAGGCCGCAGAGGAGGCGGCGGGAGAGAGGGAGAAUGACAUUGCCUCUCUCCAGGAGGAGCUGUGUCGCCGGCGGGCUGAGCUUCAGCGCCUCAGUGAGGAGACGCAGGAGUACGAGCUGGAGAUCACCACGCUGAGGGCCGAGAUCAGCAUGAAGAGUCAGCGCAGGGAGGCCGAGAGGAGAGAGGGUGACGUGGACCUGCUGAAGGAGGAGUGCCGAAUGCUGAGGGAGGAGUGUCAGACCCUGAAGGAGGACAACAGACGUCUCAGUGAGAGGCUGCAGCUGCUGCAGAGACAGAGGACGUGCUCCAGCGUCUACCUCUCACUGAAGGAGGAAGACGCAGGGGAGGACACAGAGGGGAAGGAGAUGGAAACCGGCUCUGACGAGGUCAUGACAGAGAGCUACAUGACCAUGGCGCAGUCUGGAAACUGUCGCCUGGUCGACGCCUCCAUCCAGAAGAAUAUUUCAUUUGAUGGGAAGCCGGUGACACCGACCGGCUGGAACGGAGGCGUUGGGGAGAUCUUCUCCCUGAGGGACCAGCUGAGACAGGCUGAGGAAAAGGCCUCAAAGGUUCAGAAAGAGUGUGACGGUCUGAAGACGGAGCUGCAGGAGCUGCAGGUACUGUAUGACAGCAGUCAGAGGGAGAGAGCGGAGCUGGAGGAGGAGCUGCAGCGCUGCAAGGCAGAGCUGGAGAAGCUGUCAGGGGGGGAUCAGAGAUUCAUCCAUCCGUCUGAGCACCCUGUUCUCUCCAUCCCCUUCAUAGGAAUGAUUGUAAUAGUGGCUGUGGUCUGGUGCUGGUUGUCGGAGCUGGCGUCCCAGAGAGUAAGGGGAGUGAGGUAGGUUGGAACUCCAUUUUGACUAUCACUGCGGCCGCGGCAGUGUUACUAAUGAUGACUAGCUUGUUGAGAGCUCUCGUCUGAUGUUGACUGGAUGGGCAACAACCACACAGGGACAGAUGUCUGCUUCAGACCAGCCCUCCUCGUUCUCUCCUGCCAUGUCUUAUAGACCAAACUGGAAUCCUCUAAGGCCUGAUAGAGCACACGAUUUUGUAGUAGAACGUGUUUGAGAAAUUUCAUCUGUAAUGGGACGGUACUACAUGCACAGGCAGACAGAGAAAGAUGCUCUCAGUCUCAUUAAAUUGAUGUGGGAUGAGAAGAUCAGUAUGACGAUGACCUGCAGAGAGCCCACACGGGACUGAUUUCAUGCCACUUAAUGUAUGCCAGUAUUCUGUCCUUUCUCGUGUCUGUGAAUAUCUUUUGUUUUUCUCAUAAUAAUGUGAUAAAAUUAAGGUUCUGAUUUUUAAUGUGCACCAAAUGGUUUUCAUUUUAUUUAAGUUAUUUAUUUAUUUGUUUGUUUGAAUAUUCUUCACAGCUGUCUCCGAUGAUAACGACAAACCUGGAGUCCAAACAUUUAAUACACUGAAAACCCUGAAAUGUACACAUGCCCUUAAAUAUUAACAGAAAGAGCAGUUUGCAUUUUCUGUUAAUGAGUUCAUGACUAUAUUAAUAACUUAUUAUAAAAAAUAGAUGCAAUAAAUGUGCAACUCUACAAAAAAUACAUUGGAAAUCACAAAAUCUUCAUGAAUUAACCAAUCUACCAUAUCUACUAUCCUGCCACUGUAUUUUUUUCCCCUUCCCAACAUCAGUUAAGUCCAUUGUAUACACCAACAAUAUGCUAUUAGAGGUGUAGCUUACAAAGCAUCUGCCAGUAUGAUUACAUGUAGAAAGCUGAUGUUUGGCCCAACGGGCAGAGACAGCACAUCCUCAAAAUUUUCCUGAGUUGUGCGCUUUGCUCCGAGCCCUGUCUGUCCGCCUGCUACAGCUUUAUCUUGUGUGACUCUGAAAUCAGACGACUCCCACGUCUCCCUUUAAUUAUCAGUUAACCAAGAGGGCAAAAGGUCAGCGUAGUGUUUCUGAUUCAUCCUUUCAAGCUCUCGGCUCACUUGGAAUAUCUGAACACUUAACUCCCAGAGCUGCACUGUUGCACUUAAAAUGUGCAUCUCUCUAGUUUUGUUCUGCACUUAGUAAAUGUCUCUCAGCAACUUCUGGAGCAAAUUCUGGAAUAAUAAAGCUACAUUAUGAUGAUGUCUUACAUUUCAAUACAAUGUCGAUUUUCACGUGGAGAAAUUAAGCCUUGUAUUCUCUCAAGCAGAGUUUGAAUGACUCUGUUUUUCUAAGUGUGUUGACUCAAAGAUUUAUGGGUUUUGUUAAAAGUACAUUGUGAUAAAGUUGACUGUCAACAUUCCCCAUUUUCUUUGUUUUAUGAGGGGCAACGCUCAGUUGUUUGUGACGGCAAAUUUUUCAGAAAGAUUUAAGUUGUCAAAGCAUAAAUUUUCAAAAUAUAUAUGUGGAAGGACUCUGAUUAUUGUUUACAUUUGUGAAACUUUUUGUGAAUCUCUGUUGGAACUGAAAAAAAGCAUGCUACGAAACAUAUAGAAGCACAAUAUACUGUGUGUUGGUUUAAGCUGUUUAUGUUACUUUGUAUUUCCUGUAAAUAGAUGUGACAUAUAGUACUAUUGGAGAGAUUUUUUCUUAAAUCCAUUUGUACUAGCUUUGUAGAAAGUGAAUUCUAUUUUGGGAGAGCAUCGUAUAUUUGAUAGCCAAAUGAUAUAAUGCUAUGUAAAAGUUUAUUUAUGGUUCAGAAGGCCUACUAGCAUUGCUAAUCAUUUUCAGUAGCUCUGAGUUCGAAGGUGGCGUAGUCAUUGCAUGCGUUUAGAUUGCAUUUGACCUGAGUUGCCGGAAAGAGCCAAUAUUACUCUUGGUUUUCUGUCCAUUAAAUUUCCUAAAUGAACUGAAACCAUUUCUGAGAUGUUUGUCAUUAAACAGAAGCGUGAUAAGCAAUGCCUGACCGAUGAUAUUUCUGCAUGUGAACAUACACUAGGAAAACUGUUUGCGACUGGACUGCAAAUGUUGUCUAUUUAAAAUGAUAAAUUCGCAAUAGAAGUUAGAUUCCCAUAGACUGCAAUAGUACCUGUGAAUGUUGUUGGAUUCAGGACGUUAUUUAUCAUUAUUUCUGAGCUUAUUUCAUGAAUAUUAAGAUUAUCAUAGUUUCAUAAGACUCUAUGUUGCACAGUGUUGCUCAGCUUGCUGCUUUACAUAUUGAUAGCAGUGUUGUUUCUGAUAUAUUUGUGGCUAUUUUGUUACCUGGAGGUCUAUUUUGUACUGUAAAUGACUUGAGAAAAUAAAUAUACUCACCCCA
This is a messenger RNA of Hippoglossus stenolepis (Pacific halibut), 4084 nucleotides long. RefSeq names its product coiled-coil domain-containing protein 136. Bases 287 to 1726 code for a protein of 479 amino acids. NCBI's taxonomy places the organism in Eukaryota, Metazoa, Chordata, Actinopteri, Pleuronectiformes, Pleuronectidae. Gene Ontology annotation, cellular component: acrosomal membrane. The record is from RefSeq and is a predicted model, not a curated record. Gene Ontology annotation, biological process: acrosome assembly; single fertilization. The transcript is spliced from 10 exons.